AUGGUGCAAAAUAUUGUUGCUGGUGAGACCUCUGCGCCCAAGGUAGUCUUGGGAACUACUAUUAAAUUGAAUGGUGCAAAAUAUCUACUGUGGGCACAAGCUUUCCGCAUCUUUAUUGGCACUCAGAGCAAACUACCACAUCUUCUGGCAUCCCCACCACCAACCUCAGAUCCCACCUAUAAUUCAUGGCUCUCAUCUGAUUAUUAUGUUAUGAAUUGGCUUCUCAGCAGUAUGGAAGCACAGAUUAGUAACAGCGGAGAUAAGUCAGUUCCGAAAUUCUUUGGUGAAUUAAAGGGACUGAUAGACGAACUAGAGAUGCAUCAGCCUGCGGUAGCUGAUGUAACGACGCUAUUGCGGUAUCGUCGAGAUCUGGCAGUGUCCAAAUUUCUUUCUGGAUUGCAUCCUACUUUACAGUCCCAAGUUUCUACUGGUGUUAUUUCUGAUACUACUGCACCAUCUCCACCUACAAUAGAUCAGUCUGCCAUAUUCUCUGGUCGGGGCAGAGGCCACGGUCGUGGUCAUGGCCGUGAUUCAGAGGGAGGAUGUGGCUCAUUUGGUGGGAGGCCAUGUGAAUCUGAUAAGCGCUCACGUCAAUAUGGUCACUGUGGGAGAACCAAUCAUAUUUCUGAGAAGUGCUGGGAGAAGUUUGGUCGUCCUCAGUGGGCCCAGAUUUCUCAGGCAGAUUAUGAGAGGUUACGCCAGCUAGAACUCUCUCAGAACAUUCAUUCUGCUACUUAUGCAUACUCUUCAAGUAUGGAUGCUUACAUAGAUUCUUCUCACAAACCCUGGGUACUAGAUUCUGGAGCCUCAGCUCAUAUGACAGGUAUAAAGGAUCACUUUGUAUCUUUACAUCUUUCUGAUAAGUUUUCUUCUAUUCGCAUUGCUGAUGUUCGUGGUGAUGGAGUAGUUCAUGCUACUUCCUCUUUAAAACUAAUUGAUGUGUUAUAUGUUCCCAAAUUCCCUGUUGGAGUAGUUCAUGCUACUUCCUCUUUAAAACUAAUUGAUGUGUUAUAUGUUCCCAAAUUCCCUGACCUAGCAACUGGCAUGAAGCUUGGUUCGGGGCAUGAGAGAGGAGGUGUGUACUAUUUGGACGACAAUGUGCCAGAUGCUGGUUCUGAGUCUUGUGAACUGGGUAAGCAUCAUCGUGCUACUUUUCAGAGUCGAGUUGAUAAACGUAGUAGCUUUGCUUUUGAGUUGGUUCAUUCUGAUGUCUGGGGUCCUUAUCGUGUUCCCUUUGUGAAAGGUGAUGUUUUAAAAUUUUGUGCUCUUAAUGGCAUUAUUCAUCAGACUUCUUGCUCUUACAUUUCACAACAAAAUGGAGUUGCUGAGAGGAAGCAUAUGCAUAUUCUAGAUGUUGCUAGAACACUGAUGAUACAUAUGAAUGUUCCAAAGUAUUUGUGGUCUGAUGUUGUUCUCACUGAUUUAACUACUGGUUUGGAUAAGUUGUCUUCUAGAUCCAUCAAAUGUGUUUUUAUUGGAUACCCUCGUACUCAAAAAGGGUAUAGGUGUUAUCAUCCAUCCACCAGGAAAUAUUUUGUGUCUGCUGAUGUCACAUUUUUUGAGUAUGUCCCCUAUUUUUCAUAUACUUCCACUACUAUUGGGUGUCCAUAUGUACCACUAUCUUCCUCUGCUCCUACUACUAUUCCAUUACCUGCUCCUGUAGCUCCUGCACCAAAGCCUCUACUAACAUACUCUCGUCGUCCAAAAGUACAUACCCCUGAAUCUGCUCCUGAAGAAUCUUCAUCUCCAGCUGCCAGUCUAUCUCAUGUUGAGACCUCUAUUCCUUCUGACCUGGAUAUCCCUAUUGCUCUUCGAAAAGGUAAACGGUCUUGCCUGAAAUAUCUUAUCUCUCUUUUUGUCUCUUAUGACCAUCUCAACUCAUCUUUUCGUCAGUUUGCUUUGUCCUUGUCCACUAUAUCUAUACCCAGGUCACAUGAGGAAGCUAUGUUAGUAUCAGCUUGGAAGCAGGCUAUGAAUGAGGAAAUGAAUGCACUACUUUCUAGAGGAACUUGGGACUUGGUUUUUCUUCCUACUAGAACGACUGUGGGGGAGAAUAUUAUCUGCAUGCUGAGAAAGGUCAUCUAUGGGUUAAAGCAGAGUCCUCAAGCUUGGUUUGAUAAGUUCAGCAAUGUUAUUUCUAAUGUUGGUUUCCAACGAUCUGAGACUAAUGAGUAUCUAAACCGUCAUUUUGUCACUAAGGACAUGGGAAAGCCAAAGUAUUUUCUUAGGAUUGAAGUUGCAUAUCAAAAGCAUGGCCUGUUGUUGUCCCAAAGAAAGUAUGUGCUAGAUUUACUAGAAGAAGGAGGUCUCUUGGAAUGCAAACCUGCAAGCACUCCAAUGGAAGUAAAUGUUGAUUUGUGGCGUGAUGAUACCUCUCUACUAGAUGAUGCUGGACAAUAUAGAAGACUAAUUGAGAAGCUAAUAUAUUUGAUAUUUACCGGACCUGAUAUUACUUUUGCAGUAGGUGUACUGAGCAGGUUUAUGCACAAACCUAGAGAGGUUCAUUGGACGGCAGCUUUGAAAAUUUUGGCAUAUGUCAAGAGUUGUCCUGGCAAGGGAUUGCUAUAUAAGAAGCAUGGGCAUACUCACAUUUCGGCUUUUUCUGAUGCUGGCUACGCAGGAGAUAUGAGAGACCGAAAAUCAACCUUAGGAUUCUGUACUUUUGUUGGAGGUAAUCUUGUGACUUAG
Messenger RNA from Asparagus officinalis (garden asparagus), 2688 nucleotides. RefSeq lists its product as uncharacterized. Gene Ontology annotation, molecular function: nucleic acid binding. The coding region runs from base 1 to 2688 and encodes 895 amino acids. NCBI's taxonomy places the organism in Eukaryota, Viridiplantae, Streptophyta, Magnoliopsida, Asparagales, Asparagaceae. The record is from RefSeq and is a predicted model, not a curated record. The transcript is spliced from 11 exons.